Molecule: messenger RNA, 2608 nt
Organism: Epinephelus moara (kelp grouper)
Lineage: Eukaryota; Metazoa; Chordata; Actinopteri; Perciformes; Serranidae
Product: LIM domain only protein 7-like
Exons: 1
Coding region: 346-1182 (278 amino acids)
Biological process (GO): regulation of signaling; regulation of cell adhesion
Source: RefSeq, a predicted model, not a curated record
CCGGUUUUAUAGGAGUUAUAAUUGGCGCCUGUUGGGACUGAAUUUUAGAAGAGCUGCUUUCUAAUGUACUAAUGAUAAAAUAUACUGUCAAGCUACUGAAGGUUGCCCUAACACGCUUUACAGAGCCGUUUGCUUGCACUGACCUGAGUAGAAAAUAGGCUGUCUCAGCAUUAUUUUGUUUUUAUUUCAGUCUAUUCUAGGGAAGACUUAACUUUUUUUAUAGCAACUAGCACCGCAGUUUUAUUUCGUAGCAGAGUGACUGGAAAAUUUGAUCAACAUCUGUUUGAAUCAAAUAUCACUAUAUCUCUUCCUCCUUUUUCUUGCUUUUUGAUCCAGUUCACAUGCAUGCACUCAUCACCUCUCUGUCCUUUUCUCUCCUUUUGCCCACCCUGCAGUCCUCAUACCCAAGCACACACUCUCCCACAGCUCCCCAAGAUACAGCCCCCUCUGUUAGAGACACCCCCUCUGGUGUUUGCCCCAGUGGACCCCACCUCGGGUCCCAAACUGGUCAAAUGUGAGAGGUGGCCCCUCCUGGGGCGCCAGGAUCCCCGGGAGCCCCCAGACCCCUUUGAUUAUGAGAGCAUUACCCCUGACUUGGAGAAUGAUGACAUGUUUGCCAGGCGAACCCUGGCCUUCCAGUCCAACACAGACUUGGCCAUGAUGAAGACUCAGCUGCCCACCAAACGUCGUCUCUACACGUCUGAGCCGCAACUCAACAUCAUCACCCAGCGACGCGCUGGGGGCAACACCGAGGAGGAAGAAUACCCUGAUAUCGAGGAGGAUGAUGUGGUUUAUCGUAAGGAGAAAACCCAGCAGGCUCAGCGGCCGCUCUCUGGAGCCCCUGACAACUACUCGCCUAUGCCCAUCCCAGAGCCGUGGGCUCUGCCUCCUGAUCUCAAGGCCAGACUCCUGUGCCCCCCAUGUCCUCUGACGCAGGAGGCAGCAGCAAACAAACAGAAUCUGGCUGAGAGCGAGACGCAUCCUCAAACAGAUGACAUGCUAAUCCGGAAAUAUGGAGUUUGCUCUGAUCAGAGCUCAAAGAGAGCCAAUCAGAUGGCGCCCUCGGUGCCUUCGUCCUGUAGCGAAAAUGACCUGCAGAGAUGGCAGGCUAUCAGGGAAGCCAGUCGGCUAAGAUAUAAGAAGAAGCUCAUGGUGGAGAGGCUGGCGGCUCUGAAGCUGUAGAAGCAGAUUACUGUAACAGUGCCUGUUAGUUUCUCAUGACUUUGUGACUGUGAAAACUCAUUUCGGUCUUGAAAUAUUUUGUGUCUGAUGGUGAAGUGGUCUCGACUGCAUGUUGAUCCAACUUGUAAAUGAUUGGUCUUAAGGCCGUCACAGACAUAGAUGGGGGUUCUUUAUGAGAGCUAAUCGGUGCCUUCAGUAUUUAAUGGGUCAGUCACACGAACCACAAUAAAGGAGCUCAGAACUUUUUUCUGUUCUUUGUUACCUCAAAAAUGAAGGUCUUUUCCACUCAGAAACUGUAAAGAAAGUCCUUAUGAAAUUGUUUCCAUAGGGCCACUGAUUAUGGUUUUCUGCAUGAUGGCAAUAUGGUUAAUUUACUCCAGCAACACAUGGUAUGUACAUGCUGAGUGGACGACGAGACUGUACGUUGAACCUACUGCUACUGUGUUUUUGAAGUGUGAUUUUUGAACAACACAAAUCUCCGACAUGGUACAUCAGACCCAAAUCUUUCAUUUGAUCUUUGGUUUUGUUUUGCUAUCAGACAGAGUUUGCCUGUGAGUGGAAAUAUAUACAAGCUCAAUAAAGGAAAUAAGAGACUUCAUGAUCUUGUGAUGGAUUGAUGCAUUCAAUCGGCCAUUUGUUGACCUCACCUAACACCUACUGUAUAGUAACAAGGAUCUGACCGGAGUUCAGUGUUGUUUUCCUCAGCACAGGGAACUUCACACUGACAUGUAAAGCCCAAAGUGCAGCGGCACCACAGUGUGGAAAGGUUCAAGCCUGAGUAAUAUCCAAACAUAACGUCCUGAACACACUGACAGCACCUAGUGGGGCAAUUAAACGUAGUCCUGUCUGUUAAGCCGACAUGAGAGCCUAUAGAAAUUCCCCACAGCUCUGAAAGAAAGAUGCGACUUGUGGACUCCAUAGUAACCCGAACACAAAUCUGUACUGCGGUUGUUUGCACAUGAACAGACACACACAAGCACGCACAAAGCAACCAUUUAACCUGAGUCAAGGCCAUCUGGAUUUACUUCUCUUCCAUAUGUAAAGCCAUGUUUCCAGUGACAUCAUGUUGGAGUUUCCAGAAAGGCGGCAUUGUUUAGAGAAACAUACAUGUCUGCACACCUCCCCGGCUAAAUGUCAAGGAAAGGAAAGGCGAUACUGUGCUGUAAGCGUACUUUAUACGCACCUUAAAGGGAUAGUUUUGGUCUUUUAAAGUAGGGUUGUAUCACCUACUUAUCUAUAGGCAGUGUAUUAAGUAGAUGUCAAUUGGUACACUCCACGUUUGGAGAAGCAGGCUGGAGUACCUCCGUGGAAGCUAAGCAUUGUACUGCUGUGGAUAUAUUUUAGCCACCUAAAAUAAGUACUAUCUAAAAAAAUCAAUAUCAGUUUAAGUGUAUGCCAUAUUGAGAGUAUUUUUACUGCUUUACCU